Cryptotermes secundus is the source of this 1077-nucleotide messenger RNA. RefSeq lists its product as uncharacterized. NCBI's taxonomy places the organism in Eukaryota, Metazoa, Arthropoda, Insecta, Blattodea, Kalotermitidae. Bases 256 to 792 code for a protein of 178 amino acids. The record is from RefSeq and is a predicted model, not a curated record. The transcript has 6 exons.
AGAGGUCACAGUCAGUUGGCGUCCAGAUGCCGAGGAGACAAGACCUGCCAAAUGUACUAACGUUCUGAAAGUAAUAUUGUAUCAUUGUUAUUAUUUGAAAAGUUAAUUACCGUGUGUUUAUCUGUGUGUCGGGUCAACUUGUUGUCAUGCCGAGGGGGCUGUUCGCGCCUCCUCUUCAUUGACAGAUUGUGUAUUGUAUUAACAUUCAGUUCCUUUGAUUUUCCGACAACAGAAGAAUAUCCCGCAGCCAAACUGAUGCUGAAAACGGCUUUCUGUGGCUGCUGUUCACUUCGAACUGGUUCAGUUGUUCUUGGAGUUUUGUGGCUUCUGACAGAUCUGGGCCAGGUGAUCACCUACAGUAUCGACCUUGCAACUAUGGACGAAGAGGAUACAGACAAAGGUGAACGGCUGGGAUUCUUCGUGGGACUGUGUAUCAGCUUGCUACAUCUUGUCGGGAACAUUUUACUGCUGCUUGGAGCUGACAAGGGCAAGUCACAGUGGGUGAAGUAUGCAGUCAUGAACCACUUCGUUAGUCUGGUGAUGGCAGUCAUUUCUGUAAUUGCGCUAACUCUAUUCUACAUGCGAGUGACUGUACUCUUCGCUGGCCUCAUUGUAACAGCCAUCGCUGGGUACUGCUGGCUAAUUAUCUAUAGCUUUUACUGGCAGCUGAUAGAGGUGGCCAUGACGGAAACCCACACGCAACUAGAGACAAGUUCUCUCACCAAGCCAACAGAAUACAGAAAAAAUCUCGUCGACGAAGAUAAGCAAUCGACAUCGAACCUUGCUUACUAGUUCUGGGAUAAUGUAACAAAUAUUGUGCUUAUUAAAUAAUUAAAAUAUUUUACUUAUUCUUAGUCCGAUUAGCAAAUAUUGGUUUAUACCUAAGGGAGGUACCUCACUGUGGAUGCUGUCAACAAUAGAACUGUAAUUACACUUAUAUCCUGCCUGGCCAGGGAACAUUGUUUCCUGUGAGCGCCCUAGCGAAUGUUACUUUUCCAUGAUGGUAUAGAGCAGGCAUGUCCAGCUUCAAACAGAUUGUGAUCGACUUUUUAGUGUCAAAACUGACAGUGAUCUACC